Entamoeba invadens IP1 is the source of this 489-nucleotide messenger RNA. Its product is annotated as actin, putative. The transcript has 5 exons. NCBI's taxonomy places the organism in Eukaryota, Evosea, Mastigamoebida, Endamoebidae. The record is from RefSeq and is a predicted model, not a curated record. The coding region runs from base 1 to 489 and encodes 162 amino acids.
AUGAAGAUUUUGACUGAGAGAUGUUAUGCUUUUAUUAUAACUGCUGAAAGAGAAAUUGUUAGAGACAUCAAGGAGAAGCUCUGCCAUGUCGCUCUUGACUUCAACGAAGAAAUAGAAAAGGCUGCCCCAUCAUCAGAAUACGAGAAGUCAUACGAACUUCCAGAAGGGUCAACACCACUAGCCAUCAUUCCUUGUUAUGGAAGCAUCUGGUAUCCACGAGACAACUUACAACUCAAUCAUGAAGUGCAAUGUCGACAUCAGAAAGAACUUGUACGGAAACAUCGUCUUGUCUGGUGGAAAAUCAAUCAAAAAAUCAACGACAAACAUGAAAAUGAGAAAGUUGUAAAUAAAAAACGAAUAAGCUUAAUCAAGGCUGUUCGUGCUUGGCUUAAUUUAAUUAUAUUCAUAUUGUUAUAUUAUUCAGAGGUUGAUUAUUAUACAGUGGGUUUUUAUCGUAAUAUUUUGAUUCCUCGAAGGGUUAACAGGUAA